UGUUAAAUACAACUAAGUUAUUGGAAAUAGGUAUUUUAAGCUUGUAUUUAUAUAAAGUUAUGAAUUAAGAUGUUAUUAGAUUAACUAGAAAAGUCAGGUGCUACUGUAUUUAAAUGGAUUGCAGCAAUAUUUGUGCUGCAGCAGCAAUAAUAAUGAAUCAUAGCAAUAACAAUGGCCGUGCCUUAAUAUCGAGCGAGGAGCAACGCAAAUAAAACCAGAGAAGUAACUUUGGCAAAAUGCCCCUGCUCUCCAACUGCUUUGCUUGCUUCAAAUUCAAACGUCAAGAAGUUAUUGACAAACUGGAUUACAGUAAUACGCCGCUCCAAGAUGCCUUUCCAGAGGUCUGGCAGCACGAGCGAACACUGGAGGAGCUGCAUUUAAGCAAUGCCAGGCUUCAAUCGCUGCCACCGCAGCUCUUCUACUGUCAGGGAUUGCGUGUGCUGCAAGUGAACAGUAACAAUCUGGAAAGCAUACCACAAGCAAUUGGCUCACUUCGUCAAUUGCAGCAUUUAGAUCUGAAUCGCAAUCUUAUUGUAAAUGUGCCUGAAGAGAUUAAGGCGUGCAAGCAUCUAACACAUUUGGAUCUCAGCUGUAACAGCCUGCAACGUCUGCCAGAUGCAAUUACUUCGUUAAUAUCAUUGCAGGAGCUGUUGCUCAAUGAAACCUAUUUGGAAUUUCUGCCCGCCAACUUUGGGCGUUUGGUCAAUUUACGCAUUCUUGAAGUGCGUCUUAAUAAUCUUAUCACUCUGCCUAAAUCAAUAGUGCGUCUGAUUAACUUGCAGCGACUUGAUAUAGGUGGAAAUGAGUUCACGGAGCUGCCUGAGGUCAUUGGAGAGCUAAAGUCGCUGCGCGAAUUGUGGAUAGACUUUAAUCAAAUACGUCGAGUUUCACCCAACAUUGGUAAACUACGCGAACUGCAACAUUUCGAAGCCAAUGGCAACUUGCUGGACGCGCUGCCCAAUGAACUCAGCAAUUGGCGCAAUGUCGAAGUGCUCUCAGUGUGUUCCAACAAUCUUGAAGCUUUUCCCUUCAGCGUGGGCAUGCUAAAGUCUUUGGUGACAUUUAAAUGUGAAUCCAAUGGAUUGAGUGAGCUACCAGAUAGCAUAAGUUACAUGGAACAGUUGGAGGAGCUGGUGCUAAGUCAUAACAAGCUAAUGCGUUUGCCCAAUACAAUUGGCUCGCUGGCCAAAUUGCGUUUUCUCUUUGCCGACGACAAUCAGCUGCGUCAACUGCCCGAUGAACUGUGUAGCUGCAGUCAGCUGAGUGUAGUGAGCGUGGCAAACAAUCAACUGUCUGCAUUGCCACAAAAUGUUGGCCACUUGUCCAAGCUGAAGGUACUUAACGUUGUUAACAACUAUAUUAACACACUGCCCGUUUCUAUGCUAAGUUUAGUGAACUUAACUUCACUUUGGCUAAGUGACAAUCAAUCGCAGCCAUUGGUGCCGCUGCAGUAUUUAGACGCAAGCAAUAAAACGCAGCUUACCUGCUUUAUGCUGCCACAAGUUGCAUUCAAAAUGCAGGCGCAACAGCAAAAACAACAGCAGCAACAACAGGUGCAGGAGCAAUAUGAAUUUGUAUAUGCCAACCAUCAUCAGCAGCAGCAGCCGUCAAGUCCAUCGCGUCGCAUUUGCUUUGCGGAGGAGACAACCGUAUUGAGUGCCGCCACUGCCGCAACAAACGCGCCACAGUCAGCGCCUAACUAUGCAGCAAGCUUUGUAGCCGCGCCACAUACGCCAGAGCAAUUGCCUGCAGGCAGCUCCGUGCGACUAAUGCGCUCGCCCACACCAUACCCCAAGGAACUGCGUCAAAUGGCCAAGUACAUGCGUCAGGCGCAAGCAGCCAAUGCAGCAGCAGCAACGUUGUCUAGCGAAGUGCGUGAGGCGCGCGUUGUGGCACCCAAUGGCGUCUUGCCACACUGUGAUACAAAUCAGGAUGCUGUGGAUCAUGCCGCUGUGGAUCAUGAACCAGAAGCUGCUAACCACAUCUAUGGAAUCUAUCAGCAGCAGCAACAUCAGCAGCCGCAACAGUUGCUACAGCCGGCUGGGCAGGAAUAUUACGGUCUGCCAUUGGUCAACUAUGAAACGCAUUAUCAACAGCUUUAUGUCGAUGCCAGCACUUUGGCGCUGCCAACAACGCAUUUGUCCAACGGCGAGGCGAACUAUGAGCUGCAAGCUUUGCAGCAAAGUCCACCAGCAGCAGUGGCGCCACCACCACGCAUGGAUCCGCCACCGUAUCAUAUAGCACGCGUAUAUACCAAGAAGACAGCGGAGGAUUUAACGCUGUACGAAUCGAUGAGGCAGCGAAAGCAGCAACAGCAGCAGCAGUUACAGCAACUUCAGCAGCAACAAGAUGCCACAUUCUAUGAGGACAGCAACAGCUAUCAGGACGCAUUAAAUAGCAAUCUUAAGACGACAGCAAUUGGUACACAAGCACAACAGUUGGACUAUCAAAACAACAUACACAUGGAACAGCAGGAAUUGCAGCCACUGCAUAACUCAGUUGACAAUGGAGACGAGCAGCUGCAGCGUGAGCAACAAGACAUGGACGAUACGUUAUCGCAGCACUCGGUUAACUCUACAGCUACAAAUAAUACAUCCAGAGGUGGCCAAAAAAGAUCUACCUGGAUAUUUGGCGUGCAUAAGAAUCCCACAGUGAAGCAAGUGACGCUCAAAUGGGAGCAGCACAUAGGCUUCGAUAUUGCCGAGCUGCUCAAUCAGGUGGGAAUCUAUGUUAGUGCCAUAACGCCAAACUCAAGCGCUGCUCGUUUGCUGAGCCUAAACGACAAGCUGCUAGAAAUCGAUGGAUAUGACCUGACCAAUGCCAAUUUGAGCGAUGCCAAACGUGUGCUGCAUAAUUGCGGCGCUGUUAUAAAUAUAAUGUUGUCACGCAAGUGAUUGCGCGACAGCCACCCAACUCCCAUUUAACACUACCUUGUAAUCCUAAUUCCAACAGUACCGAGACCGAAGACUUUUGCGCAUUUUUUCAUAAGCAAUUUUGCAAUAACGAUAAAUCGAACUCUCAUAAAUCUAUAGUAUAUAACUAUAUAUGUUAGCGGCCAAAUCCACAGGCCAAGAACGUCCCUUGCACUGGCGACACACAUUCUGUUUAAGACAACAUUUGCCUUUUUAGUUAAAAACACGAAAUCAAACUGCCAUUUAAUAGGUUUGAGUAAUUGAAUUUAAUUUUAUUUAUUUAGUUGAUAUUACUAGCAAAUAGUAUUUUAAGCAAAACGAACCUUAAUGUCUUUCCAAUUCUGCUUUUUUGUCAAAUAAUUGAUAAUCCAAUGUAUUACCAUAUGAUUUAAGUUAAGUUUUGAUUUAAUACUGGAACAAUAUUCCAC
Molecule: messenger RNA, 3340 nt
Organism: Drosophila busckii
Lineage: Eukaryota; Metazoa; Arthropoda; Insecta; Diptera; Drosophilidae
Gene: Lap1
Product: protein lap1
Exons: 6
Coding region: 237-2894 (885 amino acids)
Biological process (GO): neurotransmitter receptor transport, endosome to postsynaptic membrane; neurotransmitter receptor transport postsynaptic membrane to endosome
Cellular component (GO): postsynaptic membrane; postsynaptic density; adherens junction
Molecular function (GO): protein binding
Source: RefSeq, a predicted model, not a curated record